This is a messenger RNA of Cloeon dipterum, 1891 nucleotides long. Its product is annotated as CLIP domain-containing serine protease B10-like. The transcript is spliced from 12 exons. Gene Ontology annotation, molecular function: serine-type endopeptidase activity. The record is from RefSeq and is a predicted model, not a curated record. Lineage: Eukaryota; Metazoa; Arthropoda; Insecta; Ephemeroptera; Baetidae. Gene Ontology annotation, biological process: proteolysis. Bases 61 to 1746 code for a protein of 561 amino acids.
CCGUGCGCGACGGUCGCAGCAGCAGCCCUGGUCCAUCGCGCGUGCAGAGAAGAAAUCACGAUGAGGCUUGGACUUCUCGUCCUCCUCAGCCUCGCGCUUUGCGCCGCACAUACGUCUGACAAUGAGACCGACGCCUACUUUCCAGCUCCGUAUUUUGACGAUGGAGAAAACUUGAGCAGCCAGAACUGUGGAAACGGAACAAAUUGGCGGAAAUGGACCUUCACUUUGGCACAAGAUGAUCCCUCAGCAAGGUGGUUUUUUUGCGGUGGAGCAAUAAUAGCUCUUUCUCAAAGAUCUUUAUUGGGAAAUUGCAAAGUGUAUGAUCGAUACAUAAAUGGUCUAUAUGCAAGUUCGGCAAAAUGUUAUGGGCGUACAGAAGGGGAAUGCAGCAGAAAUAAAUUCAAAGUACUGGAUGUAAUUGAAAUUCCCAUAAAUCCGAGAGUUUCUGCAGCAUUCUACAUUUAUGUAACUGAGAAAAUACCGAGUGAGUUCGUAGCUCCCAUUUGUUUGUUUAACCGUGACAACGUUAAAAUGGACACGCAGCUUCAAACAGAAUCACACCACUUUCAAUGGAGUUCAGGGAACGGUGCUCCAUCCAAAGAAAUUCACAGCAACUGUAGCAGGGUUCUAAACAGGACUGAAUUGGAACAUUUGAAAACUGAGAAAAUUCCCAUCCAGAAUGUCCUGUGUGUCGAGUAUGCCAGAUAUUUCUUUCAAUAUCUUACCGAUUUCUACAAAGGCCGCUAUUUCUUGAGAGGUAUUAGAUAUUAUGGUUUGGAACGACCUGUACAUUUGGAUAUAUUGGCAUACAUGGACGAGAUCGCAAAGUACGCAAAAGAUGUAUAUGUUCUACGCCCGAUCCCGCAGACAAAACAACCGAAAGGAUUCACCGCCAAAGACAACCUCAGUUUCCCGAACUGUGGAAAAAAACCGACGUCAACAAGAAGGAAACGAGGAAAUGACGAGGAGACUUUACAUAUUUUAGGUGGAAAAAAAGCUCAGACAGUUGACCAUCCUUGGCAUGCUUUCAUUGAGAAUGAGGUGACUGGAAAAACCUGUGGCGGGACACUGAUUUCGCCGACAGUAGUUUUGACCGCUGCAUAUUGUCUUUAUGGAUCAGAGGCAAAGGACUUCAGAGUUGCUGUUGGGAUGAAUGAAGCAAGACAAAGUACAGCUCCUGGUGUUCAGACAAGAAAGCCCAGCAGUCUGAUCGUGCAUCCGAAAUAUAAUGACACGGAAACCAACAGCGACGUCGGACUCAUCAUUUUGAAUGAAAAAAUUAAUCUAACCGACAACGUCCGACCGAUUUGCUUGUGGAACGAGGAUUCUAACUUGACUCGCGUGGCUGGAAUUGAAGCUACGGCGGUUGGGUUCGGGCUUGUCGACGACCACACGCGCACAGAUGAACUGCAAGAGGCUCGACUGCCGAUUAGAGAUCACAAAGAGUGCUACUUGUCGAAAAGGAAUUUUUUUGGAAAAUAUUUGCGGCCAGGGGACAAUUUUUGCGCCGGGUACACGAACGGAACGACCACCUGCAACGGGGACAGCGGAGGCAGCCUUUCCGUGGAAAAAGACGGCCGUUGGUUCAUCAGGGGUAUUGUCAGCUUUGGAAUAUCGAAAAUAGUGGAGUUUGAGGGCAAAAAUACUACGUUGUGUCACUCGAAUGAAUAUACUUUGUUCGCUGACGUCGCAAGUUACAUGGACUGGAUCGUAGAAAACACGCCGGAAAUUUCAUUCCGAAAUUAAAUGUGGGCUUUUGAACCAAAAGAAAUCUUGGCAAACGGGAUCAAAUAGUUAUUCAUUAGAAAAAUGUAGAUAGACAGCAUAAUAUUCUCUUAUCACAAUAUAUUUUUUGUAUGGCUUUUCUAAAAAAAAUUGCUUGGCUUUUAAU